Arachis stenosperma is the source of this 1987-nucleotide messenger RNA. Its product is annotated as eukaryotic translation initiation factor 2A. Gene Ontology annotation, molecular function: ribosome binding; protein binding; tRNA binding. The record is from RefSeq and is a predicted model, not a curated record. Gene Ontology annotation, cellular component: cytosolic small ribosomal subunit. Gene Ontology annotation, biological process: translational initiation. Bases 40 to 1599 code for a protein of 519 amino acids. NCBI's taxonomy places the organism in Eukaryota, Viridiplantae, Streptophyta, Magnoliopsida, Fabales, Fabaceae. The transcript has 14 exons.
UCAGCUGCCAUAGUUAAAGCAUUCUCUCUGCAGCUUCUAAUGGCAUCAACUGACCAAUCACCAACUUUGGAGAUAUUAGUUCGAACACCGGAAGAGUUAUCAAUCUGGACUGGACCCCCAUUUGCCAAUGGUCAACCUGGUGUCAAGCUUGAGAAAGUUAGCUGCGUGAAUGCGAAAUUCAGCGAUGAUGGAUCGAGACUCAUGGUGACGAAAUCCAACUCAGUGAUUAGCAUAUAUGACUGCAAGAGUGCCAAAGAGAUUAGGUCUUUUGAAGUCCCAAACGUCACUUCUGCUAUCCUGUCCCCUUGUGGAACCUUUUUGCAAACAUUUCAAAAACCUUCGGCACCACAAGAGAAGAAUGUCACGCUGUGGAAAACGGAGAACGGUGAUCCUGUUUAUCAACACUCCCAAAAGAACCUGACAAAAACAACUUGGCCUGCUAUUCAAUUCAGCUCCAAUGAGGCCACUGCAUGCCGGAUGGCAACUAAUGAGGUGCAGUUUUUUGACACAAGGGAUUUCUCUAAGGGGAUCAUUGAUCGAUUAAGAGUUCCCGGAGUUUCUGCCAUUGAGCUUUCUAGUGCACCUGGGUCUCAUGUAGCUGCAUAUGUGCCAGAAUCCAAGGGAAUUCCUGCCGGUGUACAAAUAUUUCCAUGUGGAAAUGCUUCUCAAAGUCAAGCUGUUGCACGACGGAGUUUUUUCCGAUGUUCAACAACCCAACUUAAAUGGAAUCAUGGUUCUACUGGUCUUUUAGUGCUGGUGCAGUCAGAUGUUGACAAAACUAACCAGAGUUACUAUGGGGAAUCAAAGUUAUUCUAUCUAACAAUAGAUGGAAAGCAUGAAGGGCUUGUGCCUCUUUCUAAAGAGGGUCCGGUUCACGAUGCUCAGUGGUCAUAUUCUGGCUUGGAAUUUGCUGUAGUAUAUGGUUUUAUGCCUGCUAAAGCAACUUUGUUCGACAAGAAGUGCAAUCCUCUGCUGGAGCUUGGAACUGGUCCUUAUAACACCAUUAGAUGGAACCCGAAAGGGAAAUUUUUAUGUUUGGCUGGCUUUGGCAACUUGCCUGGUGAUAUGGUAUUCUGGGAUUACGCAGAUAAGAAACAACUUGCAGCAACUAAGGCUGAAUGGUCUGUGACAAGUGAAUGGUCUCCAGAUGGGCGCUAUUUCAUGACAGCGACAACAGCUCCAAGGCUCCAAGUUGACAAUGGUAUCAAGAUCUUUCACUAUAAUGGGUCACUGUACUUCACAAAGAUGUUUGACAAGUUGUUCCAGGCUGACUGGAAACCGGAGCCAGCAGAUAAGUUUGGUGACAUCACCGAAUUAAUCAAGUCUCUCAAUUUGGGUAAAGUCGAAGAUAAAAAGCCAUCAGGUCCAGGACCAAAAUCGGCUCAGGCUUCUAACAAACUCUCUUCUACGAACCCCCCUGCACAAAAGCCUGCCGCAUAUCGCCCACCACAUGCUAAGAACGCUGCUGCAGUUCAGGCUGAGUUGCUUGGAAUAGGAGAGAGCAGCCCCGCAGGAUCAAUGAGCAAGAAUGCAUUAAGAAACAAGAAGAAGAGGGAGAAGCAAAAGGAGAAAAAGGCUGCUUCGGAUGCCAAUUCAUAGUGAUGUCAAAGAUUGUUUCUAACUUAUGCUGAGUUCAUCCUCUACUACUGCAAGGAAAUACCUGAAAACCCUGAUGCUUCAGGUCUACAAUUCCUAGCAUCAAAUCAAUUGUACUAUUUAUACUUCUUUUGGAGGGAAAACUUGUGCAAUUUUGGGUCGUUCAAGAUUUCGAGAUUAUUGAAGUUGUGUAAGGGGAUAUUGUGGUUUCUUUGGUUUUCACUAGGAUAUAUAGAGGGUAGGUGGUGUAAGUUUAUUUUUGUUCAUUUGGAAUAGGAUCCUUCUUAUUCUUUCCUUUUCUUUUUUUCUCUUUUUUCCUUCUUUUCCCCGUGUUGAAAAUGAAUGAGCGAUCAAAAUGCAUUAAUGGAACAAGGUUAGUGGGUAAAUGGUC